ACUACCUUUGUUUAAUUGCUGGAUACCUCGUGAAAGUGAGUUUUCACAAAUUCACAAUGUUUACCAUCCAGGUUUUCUGUACAGUUUUUUGGAGCAUUUUCUGAUCCAUUGUGGCUGCAAAUUGGUGCCAUAUGCACAAGUCCACGACCACAACUUAUUUUGUGCAAUAAAACCUGAUCUAAGCUGAACCAGUCAUGUCUUCAUCUGACGGAAAGCUGCGUUACGAUGGUCGCGUGGCGGUAGUAACAGGAGCCGGCGCUGGUUUAGGUCGUGAAUACGCUCUUUUACUGGCUGAGCGCGGCGCCAAGGUUGUAGUGAACGACUUAGGCGGAACCCACUCAGGGGAAGGUGCUUCUCAACGAGCUGCUGAUAUAGUAGUCGAUGAGAUCCGACGUGCUGGAGGACAAGCGGUGGCCGACUACAAUUCGGUUACUGAUGGGGCAAAGGUCAUCGAAACGGCCCUGAAGGCCUUUGGCCGCAUCGAUAUUCUGAUCAAUAAUGCUGGAAUUCUUCGUGAUCGUAGCCUGGCUAAGACCAGUGAGGAAGACUGGAACCUGGUGAACGAUGUGCACUUAAAGGGUAGUUUUAAGUGCACUCAAGCCGCGUUCCCGCACAUGAAGGCCCAAAGCUACGGUCGCAUCAUAAUGACUUCGUCUAAUUCAGGAAUUUACGGAAACUUUGGGCAGGCCAAUUAUUCAGCUGCCAAGAUGGGUCUCGUCGGCCUAGCCAAUACUGUAGCCAUUGAGGGCGCUCGGAACAAUGUUCUGUGUAAUGUGAUCAUCCCAACGGCGGCCAGUCGGAUGACCGAGGGUAUUCUUCCGGAGAUUCUUUUUAACGAGCUGAAACCUAAACUUAUCGCUCCGGUUGUGGCUUACUUGUGCCAUGAGUUCUGUGAGGAUAACGGAAGCUAUAUUGAAAGUGCCGCCGGAUGGGCAACCAAAGUUUACACUGUUCGAGGAAAAGGAGCCGUGCUACGCCCCUCGCUGGAAGACACAGUUACCCCAGAGUAUGUCAAAAAUGUCUGGUCCAAUGUGACGGAUAUGUCUAAGGCUAAACACUUAAACGCUAUCGGAGAAGCCUCUGGAUACCUUUUAGAAGUUCUUGAGAAGAUGAAGGAAUGGGACGCUGACGCAAUAGAGGACUACUUUGAGUUUGACAACAAGGAGCUUAUCUUGUACGCCCUUGGCAUUGGUGCAUCAGUGAAAAACACCGAAGACAUGCGAUUCCUUUACGAAAAUGAUUCUAAUUUCGCAGCCAUUCCAUCUUUUUUCGUGCUACCUGGGUUAUUACUCCAAAUGUCCUCCGAUAAACUGAUCAGCAAAGCCCUGCCCGGCAAGCAAGUUGACUUUUCAAACAUACUGCACGGCGAACAGUACCUGGAAAUUAUCGAUGAUUUGCCUACCAGCGGUACUCUGCUGACUACUGGUAAAGUGUUUGACGUAAUGGAUAAGAGCUCCGGUGCCGUAGUCGUCACAAACUCCGAAUCCUUUGACGAAAGUGGUCGAUUGUUAGUUCGCAACCAGAGCAGCACUUUUGUUGUCGGUGCUGGACAAUUUGGUGGCAAAAAGGAUCCUAUUGCGGGAGUUGUCCCACUGCAGCCGAAUCCCCAAGGCCAGCCAGAUGCUUUUGUUCAUUAUGUCACAAGCAAUGACCAAGCCGCACUCUAUCGCCUCUCUGGCGACCGAAACCCGUUACACAUCGAUCCCCAAAUGGCCUUUUUGGCCGGAUUUAAGACACCUAUUCUACACGGACUUUGCACUUUGGGAUACUCUGUGCGCGCUGUACUUUCGAAGUAUGCAGAAAAUAAUCCAUCUCUUUUUAAGGCUGUAAAAGUUCGCUUUUCGGGACCUGUACUCCCAGGUCAGACUUUGCGGGUGGACAUGUGGCUAAGGGGUACAAGAAUCCACUUCCGCACUGUCGUCGUUGACACAGGCAAGGAAGUUAUCUCGGGCGCCUACGUGGACCUUAAAAGCACUAAAGCAAAGCUAUAAGCACAUCAUAGGGGCUUUUUGACUAUGAUGUACCUCAAUAUGAGGAAAUAGCUUAGUAAAAUUGGUUUGAUUUUGUAAUUAUAUAAAAGCUGUGCAAUAGUUACGGUGGUAGUUUAAUUAUUUGUGUAUUCGUCAAUAAAUUUGUCCACUACAAUUGAAAUUAAAAUUUUGUAGCAUGACAA
Molecule: messenger RNA, 2173 nt
Organism: Drosophila bipectinata
Lineage: Eukaryota; Metazoa; Arthropoda; Insecta; Diptera; Drosophilidae
Gene: Mfe2
Product: peroxisomal Multifunctional enzyme type 2
Molecular function (GO): oxidoreductase activity
Source: RefSeq, a predicted model, not a curated record